GUAUCAUGGUUAUGAAAGCUUCGGUAGAAGAUGAUGAUUCAGGAUGGGAACUCGGUAUGCCUGACAAGAUGGAAAAGAGUAAUACAAGCUGGAUAGAUAUAACCCAGGAUUUUGAAGAAGCUUGUAGAGAACUGAAGUUAGGAGAACUGCUUCAUGACAAGCUUUUUGGUCUUUUUGAAGCCAUGUCUGCCAUUGAAAUGAUGGACCCCAAGAUGGAUGCUGGUAUGAUUGGAAACCAAGUUAAUAGAAAGGUUCUUAACUUUGAGCAAGCUAUUAAGGAUGGCACCAUUAAAAUAAAGGAUCUCACUUCACCUGAGCUGGUAGGAAUAAUGGAUACAUGUUUUUGUUGUUUGAUAACGUGGUUAGAGGGACAUUCCUUGGCACAGACGGUAUUCACUUGCCUUUAUAUUCAUAAUCCAGACUUCAUAGAAGAUCCUGCUAUGAAGGCUUUUGCUCUAGGGAUCCUAAAAAUCUGUGAUAUUGCCAGAGAAAAGGUUAACAAAGCAGCUGUUUUUGAGGAGGAAGAUUUUCAGUCAAUGACUUACGGGUUUAAAAUGGCCAACAGUGUGACAGAUCUUAGAGUUACAGGUAUGCUAAAAGAUGUAGAAGAUGACAUGCAAAGACGAGUGAAGAGCACUCGAAGUCGACAAGGAGAAGAGAGAGAUCCAGAAGUUGAACUUGAACAUCAACAGUGUUUAGCUGUGUUCAGCAGAGUCAAGUUUACCCGGGUAUUACUGACUGUUCUAAUAGCAUUUACCAAAAAAGAGACGAGUGCAGUUGCAGAAGCUCAGAAGCUAAUGACUCAGGCAGCUGACUUGCUUUCUGCCAUCCACAAUUCAUUGCAUCAUGGUAUCCAGGCACAGAAUGAUACCACUAAAGGAGAUCAUCCUAUUAUGAUGGGCUUUGAGCCCCUUGUUAACCAGAGAUUGCUGCCACCAACUUUUCCUCGAUACGCAAAAAUAAUUAAAAGGGAAGAAAUGGUCAAUUAUUUUUCCAAACUAAUAGACCGAAUAAAAACUGUAUGUGAAGUAGUCAACUUAACUAAUUUGCACUGUAUACUGGAUUUUUUCUGUGAGUUUAGUGAGCAAUCACCAUGUGUUCUUUCAAGAUCCCUGUUACAGACAACUUUUCUGGUAGAUAAUAAGAAGGUAUUUGGCACUCACCUCAUGCAAGACAUGGUAAAAGAUGCUUUAAGGUCUUUUGUCAGUCCUCCAGUACUUUCUCCAAAGUGUUGUCUUUAUAAUAAUCACCAGGCGAAGGACUACAUUGAUUCCUUUGUGACACAUUGCGUUCGGCCAUUCUGUAGCCUGAUUCAAAUCCAUGGACACAAUAGAGCUCGCCAGAGAGAUAAACUGGGUCACAUUCUUGAGGAAUUUGCCACCCUCCAGGAUGAGGCAGAGAAAGUAGAUGCAGCCCUUCAUAGUAUGUUACUGAAGCAGGAACCACAAAGGCAACAUUUGGCUUGCUUGGGCACCUGGGUCCUAUAUCAUAACCUUCGUAUUAUGAUACAGUAUCUUCUGAGUGGCUUUGAGUUGGAACUUUACAGUAUGCAUGAAUAUUACUACAUAUAUUGGUAUCUAUCAGAGUUCCUCUAUGCCUGGUUGAUGUCAACACUGAGCCGCGCUGACAGCUCUCAAAUGGCAGAGGAGAGAAUAAUGGAGGAACAACAGAAAGGCCGUAGUAGUAAGAAAACAAAGAAAAAGAAAAAAGUUCGCCCUCUCAGCAGAGAGAUCACCAUGAGUCAAGCAUACCAAAAUAUGUGUGCUGGGAUGUACAAGACAAUGAUCGCAUUUGACAUGGAUGGCAAAGUAAGAAAACCGAAGUUUGAACUGGAUAGUGAACAAGUUCGAUAUGAGCACAGGUUUGCUCCAUUCAACAGUGUUAUCACACCACCCCCAGUGCACUACUUGCAGUUUAAAGAAAUGUCUGAUUUAAAUAAAUACAGCCCACCUCCUCAGUCAUCAGAUCUCUACAUGGCAGCUAGCAAACACUUCCAGCAAGCUAAAAUGAUUCUUGAGAAUAUUCCUAAUCCAGACUAUGAGGUCAAUCGAAUUCUAAAAGUUGCUAAACCCAAUAUUGUGGUCAUGAAGCUGCUGGCAGGAGGCCACAAAAAAGACUCUAAGGUUCCUCCAGAAUUUGACUUCUCCCCUCAUAAAUAUUUUCCAGUUGUGAAGCUUGUUUGAAAGACAAGAGAUUAUUGUUAGGAUACCUGAAGCAUAAUCUGUGUAUCAGGUACCAGCUGUAGGAUGGAAUAUCUAGUGCUGUACCCAGACUGAGAGGGAUCUCUAGGAUAAAAGUACUGUUAUGUGGAAUAUCUAUAGUCCAUCUUCUUUACGUGAUCUUAAUGACAACUGCUGUUUUAAAGUGGUUUGUAUAAAGUUUUACAGGUGAAGCUGAUUUUAAUCAACUGUAUUGUUGGAAGAAUGCUGUACCUUAAUUGAUUUUAUUACAGAUUUAAUCAUCAAUCAUUUUUAUGAAUGAGCUCUGACAGAAAAUGGUGGUCUAGGUAUUAUAAUAACAUUUGGGACUGAAUAAAAAUAAUGCAGUCGAGCCUCGUGUCUGACAAU
This is a messenger RNA of Aptenodytes forsteri (emperor penguin), 2567 nucleotides long. RefSeq names its product N(alpha)-acetyltransferase 35, NatC auxiliary subunit (gene NAA35). Bases 6 to 2183 code for a protein of 725 amino acids. Lineage: Eukaryota; Metazoa; Chordata; Aves; Sphenisciformes; Spheniscidae. The transcript is spliced from 22 exons. Gene Ontology annotation, cellular component: NatC complex. The record is from RefSeq and is a predicted model, not a curated record. Gene Ontology annotation, biological process: N-terminal peptidyl-methionine acetylation.